Pungitius pungitius (ninespine stickleback) is the source of this 2738-nucleotide messenger RNA. RefSeq names its product phosphatidylinositol glycan anchor biosynthesis, class F (gene pigf). Gene Ontology annotation, biological process: GPI anchor biosynthetic process. The coding region runs from base 205 to 864 and encodes 219 amino acids. The transcript has 5 exons. NCBI's taxonomy places the organism in Eukaryota, Metazoa, Chordata, Actinopteri, Perciformes, Gasterosteidae. The record is from RefSeq and is a predicted model, not a curated record. Gene Ontology annotation, cellular component: endoplasmic reticulum membrane.
AUUUUGCAUCACUUACUACCAGACUUUUAUUGUGAACUCCAAACGGAAGCCUUUGAUACGCCAUGUUUACGGAAGACAUGGAAAACUCAGCCAUGAAUUAAACCUUCUAUGAGCAUCGGUUGCUGAAUUAACAUUUUAAAGUAUUGCGUUUCAACGUCCGUCUCUCGUCUUAGUCUCAUUUCGCAGAGAGUCACAACCUUCAUCAUGUGGGACCAUGAAAUCAGAGCAAUGGCGUCCACUCACGCCAUCAUUGCCGUCUCUGUGUUCAUGGCGACCGUCCUACCUGCGGCGAUCGUGCGCGGGUUCUCGGUGUACGGCACGCACCUUCUGUGGCUCUACUCGGUGUCCGGUGCGGUCACCGCCGUCAGUGUCUCCGUCUUCUGGCUGCUGGGCAUUUCGCCGCCCACCAAGAAGCACACGCUGGGAUACAAGCUUUCUCGGGUGUUUCGUUCCUGUCUGUACUUCUUCCUGUCGUGCCUGUUUUUCCACGCUGUGGUUGUUCUCUAUGGAGCUCCGCUGAUUGAAUCUGCCUUGGAAACAUUCUCCCUAGCUGUGCUACUGACCUCUUUAACCACAUUGAGGUGUCUCUGUGUCCUCGGCCCAAACGUCCAGGCCUGGAUACGAGUAUUCAGCCGGCACGGAGCUAUGUCUGUGUGGGACACAUGUCUGCAGAUAACAGUGGCCUGCACUUUGGUGGGAGCCUGGGUAGGAGCCUUUCCCAUACCACUGGACUGGGACAGGCCUUGGCAGGUUUGGCCCGUUUCCUGCAGUUUGGGAACUACUAUCGGCUUCCUGACCGGCCUUCUUGCAGCUCCUGCUUGGAUCCACUACCAUCGCAAGCAGCUCACGUACAAGUGCAAGUGAUGGACAGAUGUAGGCUUGUUUGCGACCACAAGGGUAUUUUUCUCGUAUUCCUGCUGUAUUCCUUUAACUUUGUACUGAAUAUUUAUUGGGUGCAUUCCCUCCUCAUGCUGCCUGUAGGAAAGAAGAUUAUGCAUACGUUAUUAAAAUGUAAGCAUGGAGGCUGAAUAUUUUCUUUGAACAGUUUUAACCUGUAUGAAGCAAUACUUUGGAUUUCUUUUUUGAUUAAAAGGUUGGAAAUAUCAGUCAUUUGAGUGAUCAGCAGUACUCAGAACUGUAGGUGGUGCUGUUGGAUCACCACCUGCAUAAGCUGUGUGUUUGUGUGAGUGUGUGCCUGUGAGGGUUUAAAUGAAGAGAGGAAAUCAAGGCUCACGGUAAUUUACAAAGUAAUCAGUAUUAUGGUUGGGUGGUAAUUUAUUGAAAGAGAUGUGACAGCAAGUUAUGACAAAGUGUACUUCCAUCCUGACAUGCACAUUGAGGUAAUUUUGCACCUGCAAGAUGAAUACUGUUAGUUACCAGUCCAGCUUUUCAGAUCCUCGGGCCACCAUAUCGAUUCACUUUCAUUUUAGGUGCAUUCAUUUUUCUCCUUCCAUGCUGCCUACAUCUGUUGCUCUCCCCUCGCAGCCUGGUGACCACAAUGAAACAUCUUGCAUCUUUCUGCAUCACAGUGUCCGACUGCGAAGUAAAUGACAAAGGCUGUUUGCAGACAGAUUGUAGCACAAUGAAACUAAAGUAAUUACGUGCCAGUUUUGUCACAGAGCCAGAGGCGAGGCAGUUCAAUCCCCCUGUCUUUGAACUCUUACAUAAGGCAGUUGCCAGGGAAAGACUGAGGAAAAUAGCCUGGAGAAGGCAAAAAGAGGGAGAAGAAAAUAAUUUGGAAAAUCUAUAUAGGGAGAGAGAUUUUCAAGCCUUUUAAAUGCACUUACGACGCCAAUCAGCACACCUUUUUCAUCGGACUUCAUGCUGUUAUCUCCAUUAUCCUUUCAUCCGACACCUUCUCGAGAAGACUCCUGGAGAGCAAAGGGUGUGCUGUAACUGAUUUCACCUCCAGCCGGCUCGUGCUGUGUGUCAUCACACCGGGCACGUCACAUCUGGUGAUUCUCGGAGUGAUUCGUUUUUCUGUCCCUUGAGUCGUUCGCACGGGCGUAAUCGAUUUAUUUUGAGGACUGAGAUCUGUUUGGAGUGGCUUUGUCUGUGUGCUCAAGCCCACUAGUGGCGCUUUCAUCUGCGAGACAAGAACAAGGCCAUUCGAUCCGACAUAAAAGACACUGUUUCUAAAAAAUAUUCUCUUCUCAUUCUAUCUCAGAGAACUUUGUAUAUUCAUUGUUUGUUCUCUGGCUGUGCUCUUGUACCAGGGCUUUGUGAGGUAAUUUGUCACUCUUAACCCCUCUUUCCUGCAAGGCCAUUGUUGUAGGCAGAGCUGUUAUGUUUCUGCAGUGAUAUAUUCUCUGUGGUGUUUCACCCAAAAUGAAGCCUGGAUAAUCAAUUAUCUUUAGGGGGAGCACUGAAUCAAAUGACUUUGCAAACAUAUUGCUCAGGCUGCAGGGAAUACAACGAAUCCACAUCCAGCUCUGCAGUUACUACAUCAUGAAAUUAACCUUGAGAUUCAGCUUCAUGACUCACACUUGAACUCUUUUGCAUGUCUCCACGGUGAAGAAUAUUUAUCCGUUCAUAUUAGAUGACUAGAUUACAAAUUGAAAAAAAGAAAAUACUAAUUUUAAUCACAACUGAGAAAAGUAAGUAAUCCAAUAACAAACACAUUUAGAAAACAAUAAGAACACUUCUACUUCAUCAUUGUUUUUGCAUGCAUGCCUCUAAUGAGGCAAUAUAUUUCCUUUUGUGUAGUAAUUUCUUUAUCUUCCACCCAUUAUCUCCAA